Molecule: messenger RNA, 1599 nt
Organism: Opisthorchis viverrini
Lineage: Eukaryota; Metazoa; Platyhelminthes; Trematoda; Opisthorchiida; Opisthorchiidae
Exons: 6
Coding region: 127-1524 (465 amino acids)
Cellular component (GO): mitochondrial large ribosomal subunit
Source: RefSeq, a predicted model, not a curated record
GCGUCGCCCUCUCUGAGGCCCAUUGCAGUUUAUGGAGUCGAGAUUAUUGGGGCCACUCACGCUGUUCAAUCGAAGUUGUUUGUUCAUUCCCUAUACGGCUGUUGGGUGCGAUAAUUUUACCGGAUAAUGCGUCCGUUGUUGACCAACCGUUCCUUGCCCUUGUUUCUCUGCUUUCGGAACCAUUGGUACAGGCGUGGGUUUCUUCCUCCUGAUGUUGAACCCGGUCGGUAUCCAUUUCCUAAGCGCCAAGUACCUUCAUGCGGAAGGCUCUCCUUCUCUGAGCGUAUGACAGAACUCAAUAAGAAACCUCUUAGUCUGGAGACAUUGGAACCAGUUGACAUUGGACUUCCAUUCAGAGCCCCUCUGCUUUCCUCACAACGAUUUCACACCAAGCGUCCUGACUUGGAACCCGCGGCUAGAAAGCGCCAGUUAACCGUCCCUAUUGAUUCGGUCCACUCUGCCCUGGAAGACACUCAAGCUCCACUAAGGCGCCUUUCUGCCGCAAGACAUUUCGACAUUUUCAACGCUUUGUUUGGGCCACCGCACUUUUUCGUACCUCAGAUUAAUUUUGACGUGUAUUAUCCCUACGUCGCUGCUGAUGUGCAACCGUCAGCUGGUAGUACCGCAUCCGACUCGACCAGUGUUGUUCCCGUAUUCAGUGGUAACUUAAUCACCCCAGAAUGUGCAAUGGUUCCUCCGCUUAUUGACCUUUCCACAACACCAACGGACCACUUAUGGACACUGGUCAUGAGCUGCCCAGACGAACCGAUUGGAGGGGAUGAUGGUUCAAAUGCGGCAAAUGAAUAUCUGCACUGGGUGGUGACAAACCUUCAAGUUUGUGGGGAAGACGAGCCGGCCAAAGGGGAUGAAAUCGUUCCCUACCUUCCUCCGCUGCCAUAUGUAGGCACCGGAUAUCAUCGCUAUGUUUUCAUCCUAUACCGGCAGGACAAUGGACGGGUUGAUUUCACUCCCAUGAAGCGAGGGAAAGCUGUGGGUGAUUUACGCACUCAACGCCAGUUCAAUACGCUCGAGUUUUAUAGACAGUACGAAUCCGAACUAACUCCUGGGGGCCUAUCGUUCUUCCAGUCUUCUUGGGACCCGAGUGUACGGAAUUAUUAUCGUACAGUGCUUGAUGUUUCUGAACCAAUUUUCGAAAUUGAAUGGCCAUCACCUCGUGUUCCUCCCCAGGAACGUUUUCCCUUGGCCAACAGUUGGAACAAAGCCAGACGACACCCACAUGGUCUCCCGCUAAUACGCGAGCGUUAUGGUGUACAUAAUGAUGUGUCCUUUGAUGUAUACUUGGAUCGCUAUCGAGAUAGGAAAGAGCUAGCUGAGGAGCUCGUUCGUGAGCGCUUACAGAUUGAGGGGAACCCUUUGGACCCAAAUGAACCUAGACGAAAACAAAUGGAAUAUCCAGCUGCUGUACCUCUUCCGGAGGGGAUGCCAUCGUGGUGGGUUAGACAGGAAAUGCAACGGCGACUACGGAGAGGGCGCUGGAGACACCUAGAGGGACAUGAUGGGUAAACGAUGCGGUCAGUUGCACUGGACGCAUAUUUUUACCUUAUUGUACGAUUAAUAACGACCACCGACCACCUGCAG